Molecule: messenger RNA, 1016 nt
Organism: Paramecium octaurelia
Lineage: Eukaryota; Ciliophora; Oligohymenophorea; Peniculida; Parameciidae
Source: the annotation of a GenBank genome assembly
AUGUCUUUAUUGCCACAAAUCUUUACCUUGUUCAACAGAGCCACUUGUUCUUAUAGUUUGAUUUAGUAUCCACAAAUAGAAGCACUCAAUCGUAUUACAGCACUAUUAGAUCCAAACAUAUUUCCUAUUUAAGAUCUGUCUUUGAAGUUACACACUUCUGAUAGUAUGACAAUUUGGGAGAAAUCAAAGACACAAGGAGUAAUGAAAAAUUUAAUAUUCAAACCCAAUCUAAGAGAGAGCAUUAUUGAUCAUUCCAAUGCAGGAGAAGGAGUAUUCUUAGAGACAAUACAGCAAAUAAAAGGAAGUUACUUAUUUUAGUUUAAGUGCUCUUUCAGGCAUCCUUUUAGACUCGGUCCCAUGUGUUCUAUGAUGAUUAUCAAUCAUAUAGCAAGAAGACACCUUCAGACAUGCAUUUCUUUAGAUUCAAUGGGCCCAUCUUUGAUUUCACAACCAGGAUAUACUGCCCUUACAUCCCUGGAUAGGUUUAGAUUAAUACGAACAAAAAAUAUCAGAAAUAUAACAAUUACCUGCUCGACCUAAUUGACCAUAAAGAAAUAAGUUAAAAGGAGGCUAAAAACUAAUAUAAUGAGAGGACUUAAAUCAUUAUGCUCUAGGUCAAAAAAUCAAUCACUCUCCAAUCUAUGUUUAAUCGAUAUAUUUGUACCUAAGAACUUCUUAACUAAGGAGUUGAUGAAAUUUUUGGCCAACUAAAUAUUUCUCUACAACUCUAGAUUUUUUUGUAAGCAGCCUAUGUUUUAGAAGCGUUACAGAUAUUAAAGAUGGAGAAAAAUUAUUUUCGAUUAUUAGAAUACUGUCUUUUUAAUAUGGAAAUUGAGUCGCCUGAUUGGUUAAUUAAACCAUCUCCAUUGCAUCCAUAAAUUAGUAAAUGCAAUCUCAGAUAGGAGGGUCUAUUGAUGAUGAUGUUGGAGGAUUACGCUUUCUAAUAGACUAAAGAUGUUAAAACUUUGACAAAUUCUAUAAGAGUUGUUAUAAUUGAAGACCACUAAUACUUGUGA